Messenger RNA from Aspergillus fumigatus Af293, 1017 nucleotides. RefSeq names its product putative translation initiation factor IF3. The record is from RefSeq and is a predicted model, not a curated record. Gene Ontology annotation, cellular component: mitochondrion. Lineage: Eukaryota; Fungi; Ascomycota; Eurotiomycetes; Eurotiales; Aspergillaceae. Bases 1 to 1017 code for a protein of 338 amino acids. Gene Ontology annotation, molecular function: ribosome binding; translation initiation factor activity. The transcript has a single exon. Gene Ontology annotation, biological process: mitochondrial translational initiation; ribosome disassembly.
AUGGCGGAAAGUCAGGGGAGGAAAGUCCAAGACGGAGACAAGACCCUUGAAACGAUGGUAUUAGACCCACAUGCUGUGGCGGUUGUUCCCCAUCUGCUGUGGCUUGGCUUUCUGCAUGCGUCCAGUGUGUGGGAUAGACCAGUCGUAGGAUUAACUACCUCUUUAUGGAGUAAAGCACUCCUUAUCUACACCAAUCGCUUUCAGCUUUCACCUCUCAAUCAAAAGAAGUCGUUUAUAUUGUUUAUUCGCUUUGUUCAUACGAAUUCUGGGUAUCUCUGUUAUUCUUUCGCUUCCUGCCACCGAACUCGCUUUGCCAGACGACCAAUACUCGACAUGAAGCAUAUACGCGGCCUAAUAUCGAUAACACAAGCACUUCGCCUUACCUUCCUGCCCCCUUUCCAGACCACCCAUGUCCAGUUUCUACGCUACAAUAAUGCAUUACGAGGAACACAAUUGAGGUUCCUUCAGUCUUCUCGCCGUCUUCCCUCACAGCAACCAAGACAGACACAGAUCAGAGAUGAAGAUAUUCGAUCCGAGUAUAUACAAAUAGUCAACGAAAAUGGCGACCUUGAGCCUGCAAUGAAGCUAAGAGAUGUGCUACGCUCUUUCGAUCGAUCUGAGAACUUUCUCGUACAAGUGUCUCCUGCCCUUCCUGGCCGCCCACCAAUCUGCAAGAUCAUGAACAAAAUGGCCAUGCGUGAGCACGAGCGAGCCAAAGCCAAAGCUGCACAUGCCACUAAAACAGCAGUAAAACAGAUUGAGUUGAAUUGGGCCAUCGACAGUCAUGAUCUGGCUCACCGCUUGAAGCAAUUGACGAACUUCCUAGAGAAAGGCCGUCGUGUGGAAAUUAUCCUGACACGGAAAAAGGGCAAACGAGCACCCACUGUGGAAGAGAUUAAAAACGUCAUGGACAGUGUCUUGCAAGCUACGAAGGAAGCCAAUGCGAUGCAGAUCAAGCCCAUGGAAGGGGAACCGGGCAAACAUGUAACCCUAUAUGUGAAAAAGAAGGAUGCUUAA